Molecule: messenger RNA, 1470 nt
Organism: Macrosteles quadrilineatus (aster leafhopper)
Lineage: Eukaryota; Metazoa; Arthropoda; Insecta; Hemiptera; Cicadellidae
Product: tetanolysin-like
Exons: 1
Coding region: 1-1470 (489 amino acids)
Molecular function (GO): cholesterol binding
Source: RefSeq, a predicted model, not a curated record
AUGGCUCGAUUGUCACUCAUGUUCGUGGGCGUAGCGGCCCUCUGUGUGGUCGGUGCCAGAGCCAACAGUGACAUCGACAGUUACAUCUACGGCAUGAGCUACUCCGCCGACCAGGUCCUCGCCUACAGGGGAGACAGCAAGACGAGUGUCCCGGUAGAGAGAGAAGGCAAGCUGAGUCCCGACAAGAGCUUCAUCGUCAUCACUAGAGAGAAGAAGACCGCUCAGAACGGCAAGGCCGACAUUGGAGUCGUCACUUCUAAUGAACACAGGAGCUACCCAGGAGCUUUGCUGUUGGCUAACCAGAAACUCAUCGACAACUCUCCCGACAUCCUAGCAGUGGACCGCGCUCCUCUCACCUACACCGUCAAUCUGCCUGGACUGACCUCCGAAGGAAGCUUCACCGUCCAGCCGUCAUUCGCUGAGUAUCAAUCCGCUAAGGAAAGGACUCUAAAAACCUUCUUCGAGAAGCACCCCAACCAAAACGUCGUAGCCAACUUCCAGAACGACUUCACCUUCGCAUACAGCCAGGAAUACCUGAGAGUCAAGUUCGGGUUGGAGUUCAAGAACACUCAGAUCGAGACCAGCAUCGAUUUCAGUGCUAUGCAGAACCAAGAAAAACUCAUCAUGAUCCACAAGUUCAAACAAGUAUUCUACACAGUCAGCGUUGAACCGACCAAGAAACCCUCCGACCUGUUCGCCUCAUCGGUGACCGCCGCGGAGCUUAUGCAGAAGACAAACGCCAACAACCCUCCAGUGAUGGUGGACAGCGUAUCCUACGGCAGAACCAUCUACGUCAAGAUAGAGACAUCCUCCACCGACAACGAGGCCAAGGCCACCCUGGCGACUAAAGUGACCAAUUUCGACAUCAAGGGUGAAGUCGAAACCGAAAUCAAGAAGAAGCUGAAGAACCUCAGCAUGACCGUUUUCGUGGUCGGAGGAAGCACCGAGCAAGUCCAACUGAUCCAAGCCCAGACCUUCAAGGAAGUCAACGACAUUCUGGUGAAAUACAGUAAGUUCUCCAAGGACAACUUGGGAUACCCCAUCUCGUACUCUGCCAACUUCAUCAAGGACAACUCCAGAGCAGUUGUGCAGAUGGCCACAGACUACAUCGAGACGACUAGGACCAUCCACACUAAGGGAAUAAUUAAGAUCGUCCACAAGGGAUGGUUCGUGAUGCAGUGGGCUGUCACGUGGAAGGAGAUCAACUACGACAAGAAUGGAGCUAAGAUUUCCAAGGAGGUCAGCUGGGAGAAGAACUGGCACGACUUGACUGCUCCCUUCGACCGGGAGAUCGAACUGCCCGGAAAUGCAGAGGACAUCCAUGUGAUUGCUAAGGUAGCCACAGGACUAGCUUGGGAGUGGUGGCGAACAGUCAUCGACAGAAGUGGAAUCCCACUGAUCGACAAGAGAACAUUCACUGUCUGGGGAACGACCCUCUUCUCCGAAAACUCCAUCUCUCCUCCCGUCUAA